Messenger RNA from Alosa sapidissima (American shad), 5598 nucleotides. RefSeq names its product transmembrane protein 86A (gene tmem86a). The record is from RefSeq and is a predicted model, not a curated record. The coding region runs from base 140 to 853 and encodes 237 amino acids. Gene Ontology annotation, cellular component: membrane. The transcript has 3 exons. NCBI's taxonomy places the organism in Eukaryota, Metazoa, Chordata, Actinopteri, Clupeiformes, Clupeidae.
CCUAACAAGGGACACAAAAACAAUUCGGGAUACAAAGAACUGUGCACUGCGAAAAACUGGUACCCCUCAAAAUACAUCGUAUUCUCGGCUGAAUACUUACGUACAGUAGCAGUAACAAGGUCUCUUUACAGCUGUAGAGAUGGUCUCGCCUGUCACUGUGGUGAAGUCGGAGGGGCCGAAGCUAGUGCCCUUCUUCAAGGCCACCUGUGUGUACUUCGUGCUGUGGUUGCCCACCUCCAGUCCUUCCUGGUUCAGCGCUCUCAUCAAGUGCCUGCCCAUCUUCUGCCUGUGGGUCUUUCUGCUGGCGCACGGCAUCAGCUUUUUAGGUGCUCAUUCCAGUGCCCGAAAGAUCUUAGCUGGACUCAUAUUCUCUGCUCUGGGAGAUGCCUUUUUAAUCUGGCAGGAGCAGGGCUACUUCAGCCAUGGGCUUCUGAUGUUUGCCAUCACCCACAUCCUCUACUCCUCCGCAUUCGGCAUGAAACCCCUGAACGCAGUGGCGGGCCUGGUGAUCGGGGCCGUCUCGGCGGUCAGCUACGCGCUGCUCUACCCCUACCUGUCCGGGCCGUUUACCUACCUGGUGGCCGUGUACAUCGCCCUGAUCGGCUUCAUGGGCUGGCGAGCCAUCGCCGGCGUGCAGCUGGCCAACGACCUGUGGACGUGGACCAAGCUGUCGGCGUGCCUGGGCGCCAUGCUCUUCAUGGUGUCCGACCUGACCAUCGCCGUCAACAAAUUCUGCUUCCCCGUGCCGCACUCGCGCGCCAUCAUCAUGGCCACCUACUACGCCGCGCAGAUGCUCAUUGCGCUCUCCGCCGUCGAGUGUCAGGAUGCCGACAUGGCCAGGAAAAGAGCGUGAGAUGCCCCCCCACCACCCCUCCCGCCAACACUGCCCCAGUAUCCAAGCUCCAUCUGCCACCCACCUCACACCUGCCUGAGGGGGGGCAGCAUACCUCCCUGCCUAUUAUCCAUAGUCUUCUCUGAUUUCUCUCUCUGAGGUCUUUGCAUCUUGCUGCUCUCCUCAAUGUCGCUUCAGCUGCUUUCAUGUUUGUUGUGGGUCUGGGUAAUCCCGUUGUAGCUGUUGGAUGCAUGACCAGGGCAUUUGUGUACUUUAGGCCGCACUUUUAGUGUCUAAAUGUAUCCUGAUACAAAUCUCCGAACCCCUCACCGUGCCCCUGUGACACCACGCUCAAAUCAGCCCUCACUCUAUAGUGGUUCAGGAAUGGCACCUCGCCUAUGGGCUCCAAGUGUUGACUGACUAACACAGGGCAGGGUGGAAGCUUAUGGAUGGGAACCUUGCCCCUCUUACCCCCCACACACAGACACACACACACACACACACACACACACACACACACACACACACACACACACACACACACACUCAGUCAUACAUACGCGCACAUACACAGAGACACACACGCACACACACACACACACACAAACACACACACACACUCAGGUGGUAGCUAUGUAUCUGAUGUGGUGUAGCAUCCUCACGUUUCUCUAGGUCUCUCUCAUUUCAUGCUUCUGCCUUCUCUUUGUGUCAUGCCAGUUCUGUGUAUCUCUGUCCUAUGUCUGCUGAGGCCGUUAACACAGGCGGUCAUCACAGGCCAGGGAGGAAACAUCUGCUACUGUCAGAGAUCAGAGAGAGAAGGGAGAACAGCUCAUCCAGUUAGGCUUGGUGGUGGUUUUAUCCUGCCUGUAGUAUUACAAGACAUGAUUAGAGAUUUGAGAGUGCUAGUUAUGUGUUGAAUGAACGCACAUAUUUGAAAUGCUGAAAGAAGGCACAUUCUGUCUUCUUAUGUCCCGUUCUGAAAGUUGCUCUGUCGUACUGUUUCCCCCACUGCUCCCAAGCUAUCGCUAAAAUGCUGGAGAAUAUUCCUAAGUAGGCCAUGUUGAUAAGAAACAGUGUUACAGUGUUGCAGCUUUCACUUGCUCUGCCUUGGAAUCUGCCCCCCCCACCCCCAAAAAUGGAAAAAAGGAUAUUUACAAACAUGCGCACAGCAAGGCCCACUCCCUCUGAGUGCAGACCAUUCUUAGUUCUACCCUACAAUGCCAUGCAACGUUGGUAUUAGCCACUACAUCUUCCACUAAAUGUAUUUUUUUUUAUCAAUGUGCAAACCAUGUUAAAUGUAUUUUAUAUUUACAGUACCAAAUUGUUAAGAGACAAGAGAUUGAGGUUUCUAAUUGUCUGAGGGAGGAUUGAGUGAAAAGCACGUACUGACCACUUCUGUGUUCCCUAUGCUCCUGGCAGGUCAGAGUCAAUUCAGGGGAUUCCCCAGACUCCCCCGAUGGGUGAUUGCAUAGUUACGUUGAACCGUGACAUUAGUGAGCUGGGUAAAUGUUUGUUUUUUGUUAUUUUUUUGACCUUAUAUGCUCUGUGUGAUUUCUAUGCCCUUACAGUUUUCGCUAUACUUGUAGAGCCAGAACCAAUAUGCGUUGUGCCAUAAGGUUAUUUUUCUCAGACAGAAAUACAAAUGCUGGUGAACAGCAUUACUACUACUAAUGCUGGUUACAGUACUGUUAUCACAGUACAAGUUUGCUGUCAGUUGAGUUAGAAGUCAGAUCUUCAAGGAACCAAUUCUUAAUGAGGGAAGACUAUCAUUGUUUUUUUUUUCUUAUUUCAUUUCGUUGUAUGUCUACGAAUGCAUUUACUGACAAAUCCUCAAAUCCUUUAGCUGUAGAAUGUUGCAUGCAGUGCAGUGUUACUGCUGUUUGCAACUUUUAUCUGUGAGCUCCGUAAAGGGUCAUGAUAAAAGAAAAGAGAACAAAGAAACAAAAGGGUGAAUAACCAGCCUUGAUGGAAAAAAAGGAACAGACCUGUUGUGUGUCCAGCUGGAACCAGGCGUCAAAUCUGUCAACAAAACAGGUGUACAGUGCCCACAAACACACAAAUACUUUACACAGCCGUCAGCUACAGCAGCGCUGCUGGCAAGAAGGGGACGCUAACAUGACUUGUGCACAGGCAGGGACAGCAGUGGACCAACAAACUGCUUUAACUGUCUCUUUGAAGAUGACCCUUAGACCAACUCCUCUCUCUCUCUCUCUCUCUCUCUCUCUGUUCUGGAUUGUCCCAGACUCUAUGGAAAGCUGCGUCUCCGUUGUGCUGAAUGCACAGUUUCAUAGUUCCCUUUCCCCCCCCCCCACCUUUCUAUCCAUUCUCGGAGACAUCAGCAAAAAAUGUUUUUUUAUUUCUGCUGAGAGGCUCCACUGCACGCAUGUCUGUCUGGUGCAAGUCUUGACGUCUUCUAAACGUGUCUGUGCAACAGUCCUCUUUAUCCUUUCAGGUCAAAGCAGUCAUCGGUUGUGUUUGCACUGGACAUAAUAAGCUCAUCAUUCUGUCUCCAUUUUUAGAAGCCACAUGCGGAUGCUGAAAAAGAAAAAUGAACUCCCCCCAAAGUCACCAUGUUGUUACAUUGUGCUCUGUGCUUAUGGCAUGUGUGGAUCAAAUUAGAAAGUAGAGCAAAUUGUUGGUUUAGAGAGAUGUGACAUACAAGUAUGGAGUCAGAAGUUCUGAAAUAGCUUAAACAUUAAGAUGACCUUGUUAGGCACACAUGAUGCAGAAGUAGUUGUAGUUAAAUGGGAAGAAGCUAAUUACAGGUGAAAUGUAUGUUUAAUUAGUAACUGUCAAACCCAAUGUGGAACUAGUAAUGUAUUUUACGUCAUGGUUUGUCUAUAAAAGAUUGCUGAAGUUUAUAUGGGAUUAUAGGAGGAAAAGGCUGACAAUCUUUAGACAUGACAUCCAAAGCAUUUUCAAAAAGGAUUCAAACAUUUCUGAGCAGUGGGAAACUUCCAAAGGAAUCAAUACAAUGCACAAUAAUCCCUUUGAGACCAUGCUCCAUCUGUUGAAAUUUAUGGAAAUGUGGUAGCUUAUGGCUCUAAAGAUAGACCAUGCUUGCACAGAUGGAUUAGUGUUACAAUAUUUUAUCUAUGUCUUAAAUGGGACAGAGCCAGUUUAAGGGAUAAUUUUCUUUUUUGUAUUGAUAACCAAUUGAGUAUUUGAGAGACCCUCUGUUCAGACCUUCAGCAAGACCACUUAAAUAUUUAUUUAGUGCAAUAGAAAUGUGUAGUGUAUAGCCAGUUAAGUGCACCUUGGCUUUAGGCAUUGAAUUAUUUACAAAACUUAAUGCCAUCUUUCUUGUCUCUGUUUGCAGAAAUUAAACCAAAACACAGCCCUUUUCCCUGAGGGCUAGACAAGGGGCCACCGUUUUACUGUUAGCCUUUUGUGUUGUAAGACAAGGUCCAGGCAGAUGCACACUGCGCAGGUGCACGACGCCAGGAAAGGGGUCUGCAGUGUGUGUGUGUGUGUGUGUGUGUGGGGUGGGGGGUGAUGAUGCAGGGAAGCAAGAUCUACUGUCAGGUCCCCCGUCUUUCACAGCUGUUCACUGGAGGGAGUCACUGAUCAGUUUACCUGCCCCCUCGCUCACAGUGCCCGGCUCCUGUUCUCUUUUGUGCACUCACACAAAUGGGCCCCUGGAGGAUGAGGAGAGUGCUCCACUGUAAAGAUGAGCGCUGUGUGUGUGUGUGUGAGUGAGUGUGUGAGUGAGUGUGUGUGUGUGUGUGUGUGUGAGUUUGUUAGAUGGGGCUGAAACAUGAAUCCCAGGGCCCAGAUAACGGACAGCUCUCUGUUUCCUGGCCCACACGCUGCACUUUGUGCUGUGUUUUUUUUCUCUCUUUUUCCAAACCACUUCCUUUUGUGUGUGUGUGUGUGUGUGUGUACACGCUCAUGAUGCUGCCUAUUCUAUAGGGAUGAUGCACAUGGAGCUUGCGAGUGAAAACAGUAGUCGUAGCAUUUCUAGUUGUUUUGGCCUCUGAAAGUAGUGCUGCUUACUGUUUGCUUGACUGCUAGACAAGGCUUGGUAGUUGAAAGCAAUGCAAAAUGGUCUCUGGUGACUGAGUCGUGUAUUCAGUUGUUUCACUUUGUGUUUGUUUUUUUUUCGCUGUCAGUCAAAUUCACUUUACGGUCCACGCUCCACGGUCUCUUUGAUGAAAUGCUGUGUGCUGUGCGUCUAACUGACAGCAGCCUACUAAAUGGUGUAACAUCAUGGAGACAUUGAAUAUUGAUAAUAAUUUUAUCAGUACAUCAUCUCCUUCUGUGAUGUGACAUUAUGCGACUCAAAUGCAAUCACUUUAUAUCUGUACUGUAUAAGGUGCAUCUCUAACAGAUACAGAUUAUACCGGUGUUCAAGAAAAGUGUUCAAGAUAAGAUAAUGCUGAUAUGUAUUUUUAUGUUUGCCCUACACUAGAUGUUUUUUUAAAGAAAAAUGGCAAAAAUCUGAUUGAUUGUUUCCUCCCACACUUUUAGUAUCAACAUGUCAAAUGAUGUGUUACACUUAUUGGAGGUACAUUUAGAUACAUACAAAAAAUCAUUACAUAAUUUUCUUAAAACAUUUUGUCAGGAAAUUAGUUUUCAACUGUAGAUGUUUCUGAGUUGUUGCAGUCUGUUCAUUGUUAUGACUUAUUGUUAUUGACAUCCUAUUAUGUCCAUGUUUUCAUCAUGUAGACUUGAAGGAUCAUAUUGUCCCUCUCCUGUAGUGAAACUGCUAUAAAUGUGAUUAAAUUGGGAUGAGAAAUAAAUGCAAGUACAAUGCAAUCUGAAAA